Pectinophora gossypiella (pink bollworm) is the source of this 1201-nucleotide messenger RNA. RefSeq names its product enoyl-CoA delta isomerase 1, mitochondrial-like. Bases 154 to 1008 code for a protein of 284 amino acids. The record is from RefSeq and is a predicted model, not a curated record. The transcript is spliced from 5 exons. Gene Ontology annotation, molecular function: enoyl-CoA hydratase activity. Gene Ontology annotation, biological process: fatty acid beta-oxidation. NCBI's taxonomy places the organism in Eukaryota, Metazoa, Arthropoda, Insecta, Lepidoptera, Gelechiidae. Gene Ontology annotation, cellular component: mitochondrion.
UUUGUUUUAGAUCUUUCUUUUUGUUGGAAAUGGGGGAAAUGUAAAGUAGGUACGUGUCUGGCAAGGCAAUCCUAUUGACAGCUGGCUGUCAAUUAUCGGUACAUCCGGUAUAUGUUAUAAAAACAAAACAAUCGGCGUAAUCAGCGUAACAGGAUGUUUCCACUAAGAAGAAUCGUUGGCAAUGCCACCAGGCUAAUGUGCAAUGUGAGGCCGAUGUCUUCUAAGGGUCCUCUGGUAGACCUGACAGUGGACAACGAUGGUGUUGCUAUAAUGACCAUGCAGAGAUUGCCCGUCAACAGUCUCAACUUGGAGGUCCUACAAGAACUGAGCAAAUCUUUGGAUGAGGUGGCUAAAAACAAAUCCAAAGGAAUGAUUUUGACAUCCGCAUCCCCCACUGUGUUCUCAGCCGGUCUCGACAUCAUGGAGAUGUAUAAGCCUGACUUCAAAAGGGCAGAAGCCUUCUGGACAACUCUUCAAGAAGUUUGGCUCAAACUUUACGGCUCUAACUUCAUUACGGCAGCUGCUAUUAACGGUCAUGCCCCAGCAGGCGGUUGCCUUCUCUCCAUGUCCUGUGAGUACCGUGCCAUGGUGUCCGGCAAGUUCACUAUCGGUCUGAACGAGACCGCCUUGGGAAUAGUCGCUCCUACGUGGUUCAUUGACACCAUGAAGAACACUAUUUCUACCAGGGAAACAGAGUUCGCACUUACUAGUGCCAGACUGUUUACCGUUGAGGAGGCUCUUAAGGUGGGUCUAGUCGACGUAGCUGCUUCAGACAAAGCAGACGCAAUUGAAAAAUGCAAACAAUUUAUUAAGAAGUUUGACAGAAUCCCGUCUUUUGCUCGCGCGGUGACUAAGCAGGUCGUACGAGAGGAACCGAUUAGAAAACUGAUUAAGAAUAGGGAGCAUGAUACAACCAUUUUCCUGACCUUCCUCAAGGAUCCUAAAACGCAAGCCGCUUUAGGCUUUUAUAUUGAGAAUUUAAAGAAAAAGGCAGCUGCUGGCAAGUAAAUCCAGCCAAAUACAUAAAAAAAUGUACUAUAGUUAACAUUUAUAGACUGUCCCUGAAAAAUUUAAGAGAAUUGUAAUCAAAAGUCAAUGCAAUCAACAGUGUAAAAAGUUUAUUGUAAGUAUUAUCCAUAAGGUAAGACAACACUAUGUUUUGAUAGUUGUAUACGAAAUAAAUAUUAUCUACCAUUUUUAA